Oncorhynchus nerka (sockeye salmon) is the source of this 5330-nucleotide messenger RNA. RefSeq names its product kelch-like protein 34. Lineage: Eukaryota; Metazoa; Chordata; Actinopteri; Salmoniformes; Salmonidae. Gene Ontology annotation, molecular function: protein binding. The record is from RefSeq and is a predicted model, not a curated record. The coding region runs from base 30 to 2123 and encodes 697 amino acids. The transcript has a single exon.
GACAGAGACACACAGAGACAGAGAAACCAAUGACCGACACUCAUCUCUCUUGUCCUCUCCCUCACCUCUCUCUUGUCUUCUCUCUCUUUCUCUCUCUCUCUUUCUUCUCUCUCAAUCUCCAUCUUUCGCAAUCUCUCUCUCACUCUUUCUCUUCUCUCUCAAUCUCCAUCUUUCGCAAUCUUCUCUCUCUCUUUUCUCUCUCUCUCUCUCACUCUCUUCUCUCUCUCUCUCUUCUCUCUCUUUCUCUCAAUCUCUUUCUCCUCUCUCUCACACACUUCUCUCUCAAUCUCGCACUCAAUCUAUCCCUCUCUCUCUCUACUUUCUUUAUGGAGAGUUACUCUCUCCUACACAGUUCUUACCAGAGUUCUGUUCUUUUCUCCGGCUUCGGGAAGCUGCGCUCUGACAGGAGGCUGUGUGAUGUUGUCUUGGAGACGGGAGGCAUGUCCUUCCCGUGUCACCGCGUCCUAUUGGCCAGUUCCAGCCAGUAUUUCUGGUGUUUGUUUGGUGAGAAGAUGGAGGAGAGGAUAGCUGCUAGCAUUAGACUCCCGGCGCUAACUCCUGCAGGACUAGAGACUGUUCUGGACUUCCUGUACUCUGGAUGGCUCAGCCUAUCAGCUACCUCACUGCCCGUUGUUCUGGAGACUGCCAGGUACCUUCAGGUGGACACAGCUGUGUCGCUAUGCGAGCGCUUCCUUAGCGACGGGCUGUCGCUGAGGACCUCAUGUUUCUAUGCCAACCUGGCUGAGCACCACUUCCUGCCUGACGCGCUGGCAGCCGCCAAUCAAAUCAUCGCCAUAGAGAUGGCCACUUUGCUACGGGAGGACAGGGAGGGGCUUCUGGGGCUGAACGUCCAAUCACUAACGGAUGUGCUGGACAGGGAUGAACUACCUGGUGUCAAGGAGGUGGAGCUACUGAAACUUGUGCUGGAUUGGCUGGAUGCUAACCAGCCUCUCCCAUUGGUCCGCUGUAACCUGCUGCUCAGCCGACUCCGUUUUGGAUUGGUUACUCCCUCUGACAUCACAACAAUAAGCCCUGCCCACACCAACAUGAACACGCCCCUGAUGAGGAGUAAGGUGACGCAGGCGCUGGAGUAUCAUUGGCUGGGCUCAGCUAGACCAAUAAGACAGAGCCGACACUCCUCCCUCAGAGCAGCAGCCAACCACGUGCUCCUAGUGGGGGGUGGGCCCAGCACUGAUUGGCCACAGCAGCAGGUGCUCACCUUCGACCUUAGAGACAGGAAGUGGUCAUCAUUGAGCGCUGGUCUCCCACGACGACUGAAGAACCACUGUGUGUGCUGCGUCGGGGGGUUCCUGUUUGUGAUUGGAGGAGAAGAGGUGAAGGGCGGAGCAGAGUGGGGCGAAGGGAAGUCUGUUUCUAUGAUGACAACUAAUUGUGUGUGGCGAUACGAUCCUCGCUUUGCAUGCUGGGAGGAAGCGGACCCCAUGCUGGAGAGGAGAUCCCAGUUCAGCUGCUGUGUUGUAGACCAUGUCAUCUACACUAUAGGGGGAACACACACACACUCAGACACACACUCCUGCCUGGCCUCAGUGGAGUUCUAUGACAUGGCAGCAGGUCAUUGGCGGAGAGGAAUUUCUCUGCCCCGCCCCCUUUAUGGCCAUGCCUCGGUCACCCUGGGAACUGGAAUCCUAAUGUCUGGUGGUAGACAUGGCAACCAGGACCGUACACAGGUCAGUAUCCAGGAGGGUAAUCAGGGCAACUGUGAGGUCCUCUUCCUAAAUAUGGUUGCUAGGGGUGGAGUUUGGGAGAAGCGAGCACCGAUGUCCAUUGGCCGUUUCGGUCACCGCAUGGCAACUGUUGCUGGAUGUGUCUACGCGUUACUAGGAAUGUACGAGCACUACUGCGAUAUUGAGCGAUAUGACUCACUCGCUGACCAGUGGACACGCCUUCGCCCAGUACUCAUUGGCUCGUUCGACUACGGACUGGUGGCAACAGCAAAUGGGAGGCUGCUGCUGUUCGGAGGCAGGAAAUGGCGGGAUGGACAGGAAGUGAGCGUAGCAGGUGUUCUAGAAUAUGACACAGAGAGAGACCGUUGGGCCGAGAUCUGUCAGCUACACACUCCUCUGACUGGAACACAAUGUGUUGUGAUGGCUCUGUCAGACUAACACACAUCAGACUGGAACACAAUAUACAGGGAGUAGAAAAUAACAUGGCUAUAUACAGGGAGUAGAAAAUAACAUGGCUAUAUACAGGGAGUAGAAAAUAACAUGGCUAUAUACAGGGAGUAGAAAUAACAUGGCUAUAUACAGGGAGUAGGAAUAACAUGGAUAUAUACAGGGAGUAGGAAUAACAUGGAUAUAUACAGGGAGUAGAAAAUAACAUGGCUAUAUACAGGGAGUAGAAAAUAACAUGGCUAUAUACAGGGAGUAGAAAAUAACAUGGCUAUAUACAGGGAGUAGAAAAUAACAUGGCUAUAUACAGGGAGUACCAGGUAAUAACAUGGAUAUAUACAGGGAGUACCAGGUAAUAACAUGGCUAUAUACAGUAAGUAGAAAAUAACAUGGCUAUAUACAGGAAGUAGAGAAUAACAUCGUUAUAUACAGGGAGUAGAAAAUAACAUGGUUAUAUACAGGAAGUAGAAAAUAACAUGGUUAUAUACAGGGAGUAGAAAAUAACAUGGUUAUAUACAGGAAGUAGAAAAUAACAUGGUUAUAUACAGGAAGUAGAGAAUAACAUGGUUAUAUACAGGGAGUAGAAAAUAACAUGGUUAUAUACAGGAAGUAGAAAAUAACAUGGUUAUAUACAGGAAGUAGAGAAUAACAUGGUUAUAUACAGGGAGUAGAAAAUAACAUGGCUAUAUACAGGAAGUAGAGAAUAACAUGGUUAUAUACAGGGAGUAGAAAAUAACAUGGCUAUAUACAGGAAGUAGAAAAUAACAUGGUUAUAUACAGGAAGUAGAAAAUAGCAUGGCUAUUUACAGGGAGUAGAAAAUAACAUGGCUACAGUGGUUCUUCCUUUAAAAGUUGCGUUGUACUGCCACACAGCUUGAGGGCUGCUGCGGAUUGCACGUUAUUUAAGUAUCAGCCAUUGUUGCCAUUAAGGCUAGUUAGUAUUAAUGCUAGUUAAUACUAGUUUGACCACCAGAGGGAAUGUUUGAGAAGCAUUUGACUGUAUUAAUAUUGGCUGGACUAGAGUUUUUUUUUUGUAAGAACAUAGUAUAUGUGAUUGAUUUAGCUUAAUUCAUUUGAUUAAUAUUAUGGUGUUUCUAUUCCAAGAAAAAUGAAAAACGAAACCCUCAGGGUUUCCAUUAGGAAAAUAUGGCACUGUACAACGCUGUACUAAGUGACUGCGAGUGAAGAGGAAAAUAAUCCUAAUAUUUCUACACCCUAAUUGCAGGCUAACCAAUACCCAAACAGAGAUUCAGUGAAAAUUUAAAUCUCAUUGAUUUAUUAAGACCAGUCCCCAUUGAUUUAUCACUACCAGUCCCCAUUGAUUUAUCACUACCAGUCCCCAUUGAUAUAUCACUACCAGUCCCCAUUGAUUUAUCACUACCAGUCCCCAUUGAUUUAUCACUACCAGUCCCCAUUGAUUUAUUAAGACCAGUCCCCAUUGAUUUAUCACUACCAGUCCCCAUUGAUUUAUCACUACCAGUCUCCAUUGAUAUAUCACUACCAGUCCCCAUUGAUUUAUCACUACCAGUCUCCUUUGAUAUAUCACUACCAGUCCCCAUUGAUUUAUUAAGACCAGUCCCCAUUGAUUUAUCACUACCAGUCCCCAUUGAUUUAUCACUACCAGUCCCCAUUGAUAUAUCACUACCAGUCCCCAUUGAUUUAUCACUACCAGUCCCCAUUGAUUUAUCACUACCAGUCCCCAUUGAUAUAUCACUACCAGUCCCCAUUGAUUUAUCACUACCAGUCCCCAUUGAUUUAUCACUACCAGUCCCCAUUGAUUUAUUAAGACCAGUCCCCAUUGAUUUAUCACUACCAGUCCCCAUUGAUUUAUCACUACCAGUCUCCAUUGAUAUAUCACUACCAGUCCCCAUUGAUUUAUCACUACCAGUCUCCAUUGAUUUAUCACUACCAGUCCCCAUUGAUAUAUCACUACCAGUCCCCAUUGAUUUAUCACUACCAGUCCCCAUUGAUUUAUCACUACCAGUCUCCAUUGAUUUAUCACUACCAGUCCCCAUUGAUAUAUCACUACCAGUCCCCAUUGAUUUAUCACUACCAGUCUCCAUUGAUUUAUCACUACCAGUCCCCAUUGAUAUAUCACUACCAGUCCCCAUUGAUUUAUCACUACCAGUCCCCAUUGAUAUAUCACUACCAGUCCCCAUUGAUAUAUCACUACCAGUCCCCAUUGAUUUAUCACUACCAGUCCCCAUUGAUAUAUCACUACCAGUCCCCAUUGAUAUAUCACUACCAGUCCCCAUUGAUUUAUCACUACCAGUCUCCAUUGAUUUAUCACUACCAGUCCCCAUUGAUAUAUCACUACCAGUCCCCAUUGAUUUAUCACUACCAGUCCCCAUUGAUAUAUCACUACCAGUCCCCAUUGAUUUAUCACUACCAGUCCCCAUUGAUAUAUCACUACCAGUCUCCAUUGAUUUAUCACUACCAGUCCCCAUUGAUUUAUCACUACCAGUCCCCAUUGAUUUACCACUACCAGUCCCCAUUGAUUUAUCACUACCAGUCCCCAUUGAUUUACCACUACCAGUCCCCAUUGAUUUAUUAAGACCAGUCCCCAUGCUCAGAGCAGCACAAAACGAUGCUGAAAUAGUUGACCACAUGCCAUGUUCAAAUCCUAUCAUAACAAUUGGAUGACUUUGUUCCAGUAAGAAACAAUUUGUUGCCUUCAUUAGACUACUUUAUUCUGAAAAAUUAAUCUGUAAAUCUGCCAAGCCUAUAAGCAAAGAUGAACUGGUCAAGGCCAUCAAGACGUUUUGGCUUUGAGAAAAUGACGAUACAACAAUGAAACAAAUACAUUGAUCACCUCAGCAAGGUUUUGCCAGUGGUCGUGGAUCUGGGGGGAAGUGCAACUAAAAUGUAGCUGAGAUGUACUGUACAGUAGUGGAAAUAAACAUCUGUAUUUUAGAAGUAUUUUUUAUUGUUAUUUUAUUAACGAAAGCAUAAAGAUGUUGAUGAACAUAUACUGUGUUAAACUUUAGAGUACUUAAGCAUCGAAUACAUUGCAAGUUGGGUGGAUUUUCACACCUACAGUGGCCGGGCUAUUAAACUAAUCGUGGAUAACAGAUCGGCUCUCGGAACUCAUUCUGCGUCUUUCUUCAAUAUGCUUUAAAUGUCACAAAUAUUUGAACCCAACAUGAGCAGAUGAACAGAAGGUCAAAACAUGUAUUCAUUAAAGACUGUCAGAAAGAAUGU